Messenger RNA from Heterocephalus glaber (naked mole-rat), 4755 nucleotides. It is a transcript of the gene Ccdc172, whose product is annotated as coiled-coil domain containing 172. The record is from RefSeq and is a predicted model, not a curated record. NCBI's taxonomy places the organism in Eukaryota, Metazoa, Chordata, Mammalia, Rodentia, Bathyergidae. Gene Ontology annotation, cellular component: cytoplasm.
AUCUCGCGGUGCCAGACCCGACCUGGGGCCUGGCAGGAGUCGGAGGGAAAGUUUGUGGCCUGAGGUAGCGCUGGAUCCUCAGACUUGGCUGUAAAAUAUUUAACAGCGAACAAGGAUCCCCAGGAGCCCGGGCCGAGAUGAGUUUAGAGUCCUUGUUUCAGCACAUCAUCUUCGCCGAGCAUCAGGCUGAGGAGAGUCGACGGAUGAUGCGAGAAGUAAGGUCAGAAGUAACCAGAUGUCGUGAAAAAAUAAAGAAAGCAACAGAGGAGCUGAACGGAGAGAAAAUCAAAUUGGAAUUUAAGGUUCAACAGUGUUCUGAAAAAUCCUCUGUCUUACAGCUUCUACAAGCUCAUGAAAAUGCCUUAGAAAGACAAUGCAGUGAAAUUACAAACCAAAGGAAUAUGCUUCUCCAGACCUUUGAGACUACAAAGAAAAAAAUGGUAGAAGAGGAAGAAAAAUUUAUUAAGGAAAUUACUGACUUUAAUAAUGAGUAUGAAAUAACAAAGAAAAGAGAGCUUUUGCUGAAAGAAAAUGUCAAGAUUGAAAUAUUUGACUUAGAAAACCAAGCAAACAUUUUGAAAAGAGAAAUAAAGUCCAUGGAACAUGACAAUGGGCAGUUCAGUGAACUUCAAAAACAAAAGAGUGAAUUGAUACAAGAAUUACUUACUCUCCAAAGAAAACUUAAAGUUCUUAAGGAUGAAGAGAAAGAAGCAAUUUGUACUACCAAAUAUCUAGAGGCAGAAAAAAUAAAGAUCAAUGAAAAGCCUCAAAAUGACACUGAAUGCUUAAGACUUAAGAAAGAAUUAGAACUUUAUAAGGAAGAUGACAUGGAAAGUGUUUAUGAAACUCUCCAAACAGAAAUAGAAUUUUUGGAGAUGGUAAGCUAUCACUUCUUCUGACAUUGGCACAGAAAAAUCUUCAGAAAAACAACUUUUCAAAAAUUAAUGAUCCAUCUGAGACUUGAUCAAAGCAUCUUAGAGUUAAAUUGUGAUACAUGAAUGGUUCCCAUUACAACAGAUUCUUGUGGAAAACAUGAGGUCCAGAAUAUUCAGAGAUGUUGAUAUCUACAUUUAGUUUAUUGGCACAUCACAAUAAUAAUGUUUCUGUCUUGUUGCUCACUAUAACUCUAAAAGUUUUAUAUGGUAUGAUUUUGUUUCUAAAUGGAGAGAAGGGAGCAGUAGAUAUUGUUUUCCCAGGCUUAUAUUCCUCUGACUCUUAAGCUGAUCUAUAUUUUUCACUGUGUAUUGUAGAUUACCUCAGGCUUAGUCAAACACAAACAGAAAGAAAUGCUCAGAUUGUUGACUCAUUUUUUGGUACCAUUUUUACCUACAAAGGUGCUUACUUCAUUUUAAUCCUUCUCCAGUCAGAAGUAGUUUGUUGACAGAGGUCCUCUGAGGCCUUUCAUCUGUAAAAGCCAGUUUUCUCCAUUUUUCUCUGUGUGUUUUUGGAGUUAAAGUCUAGGGCAUCGGCAGCUGUUUUCCAGCAAUUUGUGCUUACCAGUUUUCUUCCCAAUGCCAAUACUGGUUAAAAUGAAAAUAAGUUAUCUACUAGGGGAGGUACUUAAUCUCCUUAUGGCCAUUAGGAUUCAUUUUUGCAGGUGGCAUGAAAAAUUAUAAUUGAAAACUGUACUUAUGGUCAGGUCAAACUUAGUAUUGCCACCAAAAUUCCGACAUCAUUUUUUUUUCCUCUGUUAGUACUCUUAACUAGAUAGAAAGGUAUAUUUUCACUAGUGCCUAAUAGUAUUGAAACUGUUCAAAAAGACCUUAUUUUAGCUUAGGUAAAGGAAGGAAACAAAACAUAUAUUUUAAAAUAUCCUCUGCUGAUGUUAGAAUCCUUAUUUUGUGGUUGGGCUUUCAUUAGUUAAAUGUUAAAUAUGAAGUGUUCACAGCUGCCUUAGAUCCACUUAUGUUAAGGUAGAAUUUUUAAAUUCUAGUUUCAGAGAAAGCCUUAUUUUUCCAGAUUUUUAUGAAUGUGUUGUUUUACAUCCUUAUUUUUGAAAAAUUAAGCAAACUUAAAAUUCUCCUUUGGGGUGUGUAGCAAUUGCCAUCUGUUUAAGUAAUUUGCAUUUUCAGAAGUGAGUCUUAUUUUUAUUUUUUAAAUAUUUAAAUGCUUAAGAAGAAAAAAAUAAUUCUUCCAGUGAAUUGCAAUCUAUUUUAUAUACAAAUAUAGAGUGGAAAAUAGUUGUUGGGACUGCUCCUGACUGUAAUUCUGUCUUAUUUGAGUCUAUUUGUCUCCUCAUAUUCUGUGUCUUGUGAAUAUUUAUUAUUGUAUGUAUCUCAUAUUAUUAACAUGCAGAGUGAAUUUGUACAUAAAGCCUUUUUUGCUUGCCAAUAAUGUUUUUCAUUAUUGGUUUUGUAGCUAAAGUAUUAAUGUGAACUAAGAUUACCACCCAUUUUUACUACUUACACACAAUGCCAUAUAUGCAGAAUAAACUAUUUCUGAUGCUACUGUUCUUUCACAUGUGCACCAUACAGAAUAUGUAGAUGGCAUAUUCAGUAAUACAAUCAGGAUUCAUAUGAAUUUAAUUUAAGAAGAAAACCCAAGGGUUCAGUGUUUUCAUUAUAUCAAAAAUGCUUUUUAAGUGAAUAUUUUAAGAUUUAAAUUAUUUUUUAUAAUCAAAUGAAUGAUUAUUUUGACACUUCAUAGUAGAGUAAUACAAAACACAACCUAAGUAAUACCAAUCAAAAUAACUAGGACUGCUUGAAUCAAUUUAAUCAAAAGAACAGGUUCUCUGAAGCAAAAGAAAUACAACAGUCAAUAAAAAUCACAGUAUACAAAGCUAAAUUGUGUUAUCAGUGUAGCAUACCAGCAGUAUUAUAAGGUCUAGAUUUUUAAAAAGAAUUUGUAAGUCAUAAAAGUCUUAGGAAAAUUAACUGCAAUUUUCUAGGUAAAAAUAUGUCUCAAGCUAAAUUUAAUGACUCUGGAAGGAAGGCAAUUUUAAAAUGAAUGCACAUUCUUUAAGUAAAUUCUUUGAAUUUAUCACAUACUUAGUUAUAACCAAAGUGAAAACUAACCCAAAGUAAUACUGAUAUCUGCCCUGGGAUUCCUGGCAUGCCACCAUAGUUCUUUAAUGAAACCAAAGUUCUUUCAGAAGCAACUUUCUAAUUUUCAGCUCUCCACUGGGGAUAAUAUUGGAUUAUAUAGAUAGUUUGCUGCCUGUUUUUAUUCCCCCCCUGCUGAUUAAUGGAGCUAUUUGGCUAGGAUAAAAACAGUAACAAAAUCAUGGAACAUGACCACUGGACUAAAAAUUUCUUUCUUCCUGAAAUGGGAGGAAAAGACAAAGAAAAGGAAAGGUUUAAGGUAUGUAUGAUGGGAGGGUUUCUAUACUAUCAUUGUUUUGUCAAUAGUGCUGUUUUUUUCCAUAAAAGAAAAAAAAUUAGAGUUCUCUGCCUGCCUGUUUUUUUCUUAGAACUUGAUUAAUCUUGGUGAGAUUCAGAAUGUCUAACGUAAGUUUGAAGUCAUUGUAUUUUUGAAUGGAAUCUAGAAAAGAGUCAAUUGGCAUUGAUAAUGUAUUAUAGAGUGGUAAUUAUGCUGUGAAUUAUGUUGUGAAAAAAAUCUAUUGAAUUUUACCAGAUGGGCAAGCAGUAAUUCAGCUGCUAGAACAGACAACGUAUACUGGACAGCCCCUGUUCUACGUUUUGCUGAGGACAAAGUCCCUUUCUAUUUCAUACCAAUCAAUCAUACAUAACUGUGUCACACUAUGAUGAAUAAAUCAUUUCUUUGCAGUCCAGAAAACAGUAGCAGUUCAGUGACAUAAUUAGAAAUAAAUAUGAGACAAUUUUAAUCCUGGGUAUACUAGGGUAAGGUAUUAUUUCAAAUAUAUAUAGUUUGAAAUUUGAAGUUGUUCAAUAUACUAAAAUAUAUUUUAGGAGUUGAAGCUGAUCUAUUUUAGCUGAACUUUUACAUUUCUUUUUUGACCCAUCUUCUCUCCUUUGUCAUCCUGCAAAACUUAAGUGAACCAAAUACGUUUGCCUCUCAGAGUCUAGUUCAGAACAUUUUCUGUCAAGGGAAUUUCUUCAGGAUGUGAACAAAAAGUGAAAAAUAUUCUUUGUCAUUAGCCUGAAGCAGAGAUUAAGUCUUAAAUUUUGUGCCCCUUUUAUCUUAAGAUAGUGUGUGUGUGUCUGUGUGUGUGUGUGUCUUUGUGUGUGUGUGUGUGUCUGUGUGUAUGGUAGGAAUGGGAAGGAUGAAAUUACCUUUGAAAUUUUUGAGAUAGAAAUGUAUAGUUAACUGCAUUUAUGCUUUCUAAACAUUAUAUUUUCAAGGUAACUUAAGUGUUUUCUUGGUCUAAUGGUCACCUCAUCAUACCAACAAAUAAGCUUUAUUUUCUUAUUUGAUUUACUAGCAUGACAAAAAAUAGCAUUGAGACAAUGUUAAUUAAUACUAUAUGAAGGAAAUGAUGUAAGAAUCAAAAAUUUUUUGUUCAUUUAUAGAGGGUCACAUUUAUUAAAUGUGAGGAAAGUGUGCAGAGUAUUGUGUGUUGUAAGAACAUACUUUUGUUUUUUGGAGGAAAAAAGAGUGUAACAGAAAGCCAUGACUGAUGGUAAAAUUCUAUCCCAGCUGCUGCUAUGAAAAGUAUCAAGAGCAAAACUGUUAGAAUUGAAUGUUUACUUAACCAACUGUCCUUGGUAUAUACCAAAUUUAUCUUUAAAAGGUCUUCAUGAAAUCAACAGUGCCAGAAUUCAGAUGUCUAGGAAAAUAAGGAGUAAAAUGGGAAAUUAAUACCAAUGACUGACAUAAGUCGCUGUUUCAAACCAG